UUCCUAUCAAUCGAUCUCUCUCUCCUGUGAACAUACCUCAACCAUUCAACGCACGUUACUAGAUACUUAACCCUACCAUCUACUUUUCUCCUUGAUAUCCACGAACCUCACAAAUCAACCACAAUGCGCGCCAACGAUCCCUCCUCCAAAGUUUUCUACAGGGGCAAAUCCGACGACUUUAUCGUCUUCGUCGAGGACCCAGCGACACUCAAGAAUUGGAAGAACGAUCGAACGAUUCCCCUCUCUGAUGUCGUAAACGGGUGGAAGAUCUUCGUUACUCACAAGCACGGUUCUCAAGGCAUUCUCGACGGCGCCAGCAAGUCCUCUCUCGAGAACGAGUUUGGCACGUACAAUGACGAGGAAUGCGUGAAGAAAAUCCUUGAGCACGGCGAGUUGCAGGGAUACACUCAACGGGAAAAGGGCGCCGACAGAAAUAUUAUGAACGGACCUCAGGUCCAGUUGCCUUCCAACUAAACCUGAUGCCUACCUAAUCUACCUACCGACUCAACCCAACCUGAAGUACCUUCUAUACCUUCCGAGCGGGUUCCUCUUACGAUGAUGACGGUUCGCACCCCGUGAUGAUGACGGGAUAUGACGGGGUUGUACUUUAUAUUACUACAAUAACUCGACAGAAAUGAAAUGAAAUAAUACAAAA
Messenger RNA from Aspergillus nidulans FGSC A4, 655 nucleotides. RefSeq names its product SBDS family protein. The record is from RefSeq and is a predicted model, not a curated record. Lineage: Eukaryota; Fungi; Ascomycota; Eurotiomycetes; Eurotiales; Aspergillaceae. The transcript has 3 exons. The coding region runs from base 124 to 474 and encodes 116 amino acids.